AUGGAGAAAUUGUUCUUCUGCGCAUAUAUUUUAUUUUGCAAAAAAAAUGUCAGGCUGAAACCAAAUCUCCUUGUUCUUAUUCUGGUCCUUUUCAACCUUGUCCCCAAGAAAAAUCAGGCAUUUCAUAUGUACAUGAGAGUUGGCAGUGAUCGAAGGCGAUAUAACUUGCCACAUCAUGACGAAGUAGCUGCAGUUUUUGUUGGCCAAGAUGGAGCUCCUCCUGGAAACAGGGAUAUUGUUACCUACCCACGUGGAGGCAAUUUGCGAAAUAUUUCUACGUUAUCUGCAAAUUUAGAGCCGAUGGUUUAUCCUCUAUUUUUUCCAAGGGGUGAACCAGGUUGGUAUUAUGGGAUACCCCAUGUUGCCGAACGUGCAACCCGUACUCGAAAUACUACUACAAUGUUGCAGUAUUAUACUUACCGUGUAGCUGUUCGGGAAAAUUUUAGCCCGAUUCAUUAUGGUAAGAAAUUAUUUCAACAGUAUUGUGUGGAUUCUUAUGUUAAAGUUGAGGGUAACAACUUAAAUUACAUUCGUGCGAAUCAAACAAACCUGCGUGUUGACAGUUAUGAAGGUUUAGCUGACCACUUGAAUGCACGAGCUGAAGAGCGAGACCUUCAACCAGGACGUAUUGUUGUCCUUCCUUCAAGUUUUCAAGGAAGUCCACGUGCCAUGGCUCAAAACUAUCAAGAUGCUAUGGCUGUCAUUGGUAAAUUUGGAAAACCAGAUUUUUUUCUGACUUUUACAUGCAAUCCAAAAUGGCGUGAGAUUACAGAAAAUUUGUUUGCAGGCCAACGUGCACAUGAUAGGCCUGAUUUAGUUUCUCGAGUUUUUAAAUUGAAACUAAAUGAACUCCUAAAAGAUGUUACUGAAAGGGGUGUUUUAGGUAAAACUGUAUCACAUGUUUAUGUUAUAGAAUUUCAAAAGAGGGGUUUACCUCAUUGUCAUUUGUUACUUCAUUUAGAUCCCAAUGAUAAACUUCGGGAUGCAGAUGACAUAGACAGUGUUAUUUCAGCCGAAAUUCCUAAUCAACAAGAACAACCUGAGCUGUUUGAAAUUAUUCGGUCGUGUAUGAUUCAUGGACCAUGUGGCUAUCUGAAUCCUAAUUCUAGGUGUAUGGAGGAUGGUGUUUGCACAAAAAAAUUUCCGAAAAAAUUUUUAGGGUCUACCAUUGCAGACGUUGAUGGAUAUCCAUUGUAUAGACGUCGUAAUAAUGGAAUACAUAUCAAUGUCAAUAAUGUUGAUGUAGAUAAUCGAUGGGUUGUUCCCUACAAUCCAUGGCUCUCCAAGAAAUACAAUGCACAUAUAAACUUAGAGGCUUGCAUGUCUGUUAAAUCUGUUAAAUACCUUUAUAAAUAUAUUUAUAAGGGUCAUGAUUGUGCCAACAUUGAGAUCAAUGAACGUAUUGAUCACGAUGAGGUACAGACGUUUUUAGACGCUAGGUAUGUCAGUGCGCCAGAAGCAAUAUGGCGCCUUUUUGAAUUUAAAAUGCAUCAGCAAUCUCAUGUUGUCCAUAGACUGCCAGUGCACUUGCCUAAUAAUCAUAUUGUUUAUUUUCAGCCAGACCAGGUUGAAGAAGCUGUGAACAGAGCUGCAAAUCAAGCCACUAAAUUAACAGCUUGGUUUGUGCUAAAUGGAGAGAAUCACAAUGCUCGCCAAUAUUUGUAUCCAGACAUUCCUCUUCAUUUCGUUUUCAAUAACGACAGGAAAGUUUGGACACCAAGGCGAAACUUUAACCUUAAAAUUGUCUCUAGAAUGUAUAGUGUGAGUCCUCGCGCAGGUGAGCUUUUUUAUUUACGUAUGCUAUUAUUACAUACGUGUGGUGCAACAUCUUAUGAAGAUUUAAGAACUGUGAAUUUAAUUAAUUCUAGGUGUAUGGAGGAUGGUGUUUACCAUCACUUUUCAUCAGGACUUCCUCAUUAA
Hydractinia symbiolongicarpus is the source of this 1920-nucleotide messenger RNA. RefSeq lists its product as uncharacterized. The transcript is spliced from 3 exons. The record is from RefSeq and is a predicted model, not a curated record. Bases 1 to 1920 code for a protein of 639 amino acids. Lineage: Eukaryota; Metazoa; Cnidaria; Hydrozoa; Anthoathecata; Hydractiniidae.